AUGGCCUCGAAUCACAACAGGGUUCGGCUCAACAACAACCGCCAUCAAAGGAAGCUGUUGCUGCUCAGGAGUGCCGACCUGCGGCGUGGCGCGGACGAGAGGGCUCCUGGCGCAACGAGACCGAAGCAUCAUGGCCAGGCACGGCUCGAGGCUCGAGAGCAGAGUCGUCUGGAGGAGGUUGCCCGUCUCGUUCCGUAUGAGGUCGUUGUUGAGGUUGUUGAGUGUGCGGAAGAUGGCGACGAUUAUGCAGCUGGGGAGAGGGCCACUGGGUGUCAGUGUGCUGUGAGAAAACAAGGGGUCUUCGGGGACUGGUCGGGAUUGCAGUCAAAAGCAACCAAGCGUACAUGA
Pyricularia oryzae 70-15 is the source of this 348-nucleotide messenger RNA. RefSeq lists its product as uncharacterized. The transcript is spliced from 2 exons. Bases 1 to 348 code for a protein of 115 amino acids. Lineage: Eukaryota; Fungi; Ascomycota; Sordariomycetes; Magnaporthales; Pyriculariaceae. The record is from RefSeq and is a predicted model, not a curated record.